AUGGCCACUUACCAGAACUCUGCGCCCGCCCGCGCGAUCGACGUCGACAGCGACGUCGAGGAGGAGGCCCUCGUCAACGACUACCGCGAGCAGGUCCAGUACGAGGACGGCGAGGAGCUCAGCCAGACCAACAGCAUCCCUCAGACCGACGACAUCCAGGCUCGCCUCGUGCAGGCCGCCCAGCCCCUCGACUUCUCCGCGCCCCUCGAGGUCAAGUUCCAGAGCUACGACUCGUACUGCAGCUUAUUCCACUUCAUCCUCAACUCGGACGGCCCUGUCGAUCUCGAGCCCCCUUCGUACUACUGGGCUUGGGACGUGAUUGACGAGUUCAUCUACCAGUUCAACUCGUUUUCCUCCUACAGACUGCGCCUCGCCCGCCAGGCUAACAACGAUGAGGAGCUCCAGAUCCUUAAGGAGAACCCCAACACCUGGGGUUGCUACAGCGUCCUCAACGUCUUGUACUCGCUGAUCCAGCGCUCCCAGAUCACCGAGCAGCUGGCCGCCAUGAAGCGCAACGAGGACCCCGCGGCCGUCGCGGGCGAGUACGGCUCCAAGAACCUGUACCGCAUGCUCGGCUACUUCUCCAUCAUCGGCCUCCUGCGCGUCCACUGCCUGAUGGGCGACUUUGGGCUGGCCCUCAAGACGCUGGACGACAUCGAGCUCAACAAGAAGGCCAUGUUCGCGCGCGUCAUGGCCGCCCACUUCACCACGUACUACUACGUCGGCUUCUCGUACAUGAUGAUGCAUCGCUACGCCGACGCCAUCCGCAUGUUCAGCCACAUCCUCGUCUACGUCUCGCGGACCAAGAACUUCCAGAAGAACGCGCAGUACGACUCCAUCACCAAGAAGAACGAGCAGAUGUACGCGCUCAUCGCCAUCUGCGUCGCCUUCCACCCCACCCGCCUCGACGACACCAUCCACGGCGCGCUCCGCGAAAAGUACGGCGACCAGCUGCUCAAGCUGCAGCGCGGCGGACCCGAGUCGCUCCCCAUCUUCGAGGAGCUCUUCCGCACGGCCUGCCCCAAGUUCAUCUCGCCCGUCGUCCCCGACUUCGAGAACCCCGAGGCCAACCUCGACCCCGUCGAGCACCACCUCGCCGUCUUCAUGGACGAGGUCAAGACCAACAUGUGGAGCCCCACCAUCAAGUCCUACCUCCGCCUCUACACUACCAUGGACCUCAACAAGCUCGCCGGCUUCCUCGAGGUCAAGCCCGACGAGCUCCGCUCCUGGCUCAUGGUCACCAAGCAGCGCACCAAGCAGCUGCGCUGGCAGGACCAGGGCCUGCUCGAAGGUGAGCUGGUCAACGUCAGCGACCUCGACUAUGCUCUGCAGGGAGACCUGAUUCAUAUCUCCGAGGCCAAGGUCGGCCGCAAGCUCGUCGACUGGUACCUCCGCAACCUGUCCCGCACAUACAACUAA
Molecule: messenger RNA, 1419 nt
Organism: Cordyceps fumosorosea ARSEF 2679
Lineage: Eukaryota; Fungi; Ascomycota; Sordariomycetes; Hypocreales; Cordycipitaceae
Product: eukaryotic translation initiation factor 3
Exons: 2
Coding region: 1-1419 (472 amino acids)
Biological process (GO): translational initiation
Cellular component (GO): cytoplasm; eukaryotic translation initiation factor 3 complex
Molecular function (GO): translation initiation factor activity
Source: RefSeq, a predicted model, not a curated record